UUUUGUACAUAAAUGCUAUCUUACAUGUAACAUUGACAUCGUUCUGGGAAGAGAAAGAGGUUCUUUUCCGUUCUGACCAGCACUUACCUGUUUUGAUGAAUGAGGUUGUAAAAUAUGAGGAGGCGGGGCUAACACACUUAACUUGGGUUACCAAAUUAGCCUACUAUUACUAUAAGCAGGACAUUUUAUUCUCUAGAUCAAGUUUUUAAGUGAACACGAGCUACUUUCUGCGGGUUCUUCGAUGAUUUGAUCGCGCGGACUGACACAGGUAGCGUGGAUAUUAAUGAGUAACGUGGAAGUCCGUCGCAAACCAGGAAGACGCUUUAUUGUCUCGUCGAUGGCGCACUCUUACAUUUUUAGCUCACUGUAACGAGUUUUAAUGUUAAAAAGUCAUGCGAAUUUGGCGGUUUCCGUGCUUUUCACUCCUUUUUGGGUUUUUCCUGUCGUCAUUCCCGGAGCUCACAGGUAGUGCAAAGCUCAAUAUUGAUGUUGAAGCAGGCACAACCAUACGGAUUACUAGUGCCGACAAAAACACACAGUGCAAGGUUUGUAUCGGACAGAACACACAAGAGUUGUGCCAGUCGUCUGUGGUCCUCAGAAGUGGGACGGUUUUGGCCUUCAGCUGCUCACAGCCAGAGAAAGUGUUCACCGUGCAGAUCAUCAGAGAUAAUGUGAUGAAUGACAUUGAACCCAGAGAACACAAUGCCUUGCAAAAGUUCAAUCGCACCUUCAUCUGGAACCUGAAGCCACCGGCCACAAAGAGCUUACAUCUGAAUUUCAGUAGGACUGGUUUACGGCAGAUUCCCCCCACAGACAGCUGCCCAGAUGUUUACAUGCUCGCAGUGGAGAACGUCAGCAUUGGAAAGUUUUGUCAGAAUGGAUCUAUUAGACAAGUCGAUGUGCGUAAUGCUGGAAAACUGUCUUUGGAAGUGUCUGGAGGUCGAGCUCUGGACAAGAAGUUUAUCGGUGUGUCACUGGGACGUCUCAUUAACUCACUGGCUAAUUUCCAUGUUGUGCUCCCAGAGAGGAGUUCAACCCAGGACUUCUUUACCCCAAACACUUUUCCUACGAACACCGAGACGAUGUGGUAUUUUACCGUUCCCCAGACGUACUACACUGACGUGCGCAUUCUGAGCCACACUGUCCCAACAUGCCUCCAGUCUCAAAACAUCCCUAAAAUGAAGUACACUUGGCAGGGCAAAGAGCCUUUGGUGAAACUGAUGAAUGUGAGCCAGCCGUCGGUGGAGCCUGGAAACUUUAACCUCUGCAUAAAGAACUGCAGAAUAUCUGGGCCACAAAACCUGAUGGUGCACUUCCAGAUCUCUGCCAUCAAGAGAAGCAAGGGACAAUGUGAAGGGGAUCUGCCUGAGAAGCAGGUACUACAGAUACAUGUGAAGAAAAAGGAUCCCAAGUCAACCUGUGUGUUGAAACUGGAUUCGGUCAUAAUGGACACAAUCACCAUCGCUUCAGGGAAACAUUUUGUCCUGAACUCCUUCGACUGUAACAAGGAUGAAGUAGAGCUGACUGUCAGCCAGACCAUAGAAUGUAAAGAAUGGAGAGACUGUGCCUCCACUCCAUUCCCUCUAACGUUCAACUACGAGCAGCAGUGUAUCCCGGGGGUUUUGAAGACGAUCAUCUGGAUCCUUCAGGGUCCUCCGAACAGUGCGGUGGAGCUGCAGUCUCCUGCGGGAGAUCUGCGAUACUGUCCGCCUGAAGACAAAUGCAACAGCAUCCUCCUCCUAAAUGUGUCCCACGUUACCUCUGGCAUCACUCUUGGGCAGUUUUGUCCAAAGGGAACCAUUCAGAAAAUCCAAAUCCGUGAAUCCAAGAUUGCUAUAACUGCCUCCGUCACAAGUUUCAAUGACCGGAAUUUGGCAACUAAACCCUUCUUAACCUAUUCAUUUACACAAGACAUAUCAGAGCACUAUAUAUUCACUGUGGCUCCAAAAAUGGAUAACCCUACGGUGUUGGCGACCCCAGCCUGGCCGUCUGGCAUGAAAGCGUCUAGCACCGUGUCCUGGAUUGUUAACCUGGAGCCUCAGUUUAAGAGCAGUGUGAAGUUCAGAAAUGUCAGCCAGCCCAAGUGUAGAGAGGUGCACACAAACAUCGCAGUGCAGACCAUUCGCUCUCAAAAGACGCUGUACAGCACUAAAAAAGAUGAGAAGAUUAAGGAUCUCCUGGUUCCAGAAAGUUUUUACCUGAACAUGACUAACUGCAAGUCACCGACAGGAGCCUUCCGGGCGAUGAUGGAGAUCACGCUGCAAAACAGCUCAAGUAAGCUUUUGGGCAUCAUCCUGAGUAUUGUGGGAGUUGUGUUUGUGAUUGUAACAGCCGUUGGGAUCUGGUUUGUUCUCAGGAAGAAGAAGAGGAAGAAGGCUCCCCCAGUGUCCGUCUACAAUCCCAGUGAGCAUGCUUUCCUUCCAGGCCUCCAUGGCAUCCCCAAAGCACAUGAGGAGGAGGAUCCUCACACUUACGCAUACAUCGAUGAAACUCUAGUAUACAGCCAUCUGCUUACAGAUGAUGCUGAAAACGAAGAAUAUAAAGAAGGCACUACAGAUGAGAGUGAUCCACCUCUGAGUGCCCCAGCUUUACCAGUCAGAAACGCUGAAAACCCCGUCACUAAAAGCAACGCCUUGUUUGACGAUGAGCUGUGUGGUUAUGUUCAGGGACAAUCAAAUACAUCCUCCUCACUGAAGACUUCCCAAGAGGAAGGGAACUAUGAAACCAGACUGUUUGUGUGAGGGGAAGGUCCUGAUGAAAUCAAAUUUUCUACUUUAAAUGAAUGUUUGUUUGUUUUUGUUUUUUUAGCUGUCCAUCUACAAUGUUUUUAUAUUUAGUGAUUUUAUGUGUGAACAGCCUGCUUCCAUUAUAGAUGGUAUGUUUAUUUAUCUACAACUUGAAAGGAGAUGGUUUCUCUUGAAAAAGAUGGAAAUAUGACUGAAAACAGUUUGUGUGAGGGCCUUGUACCUUGGAAAUCCAUCUGCAACAUCAAAAUCCAGCCAAAAAUUAUGUAGUGUGUGCUUGCCCAAAAAUGAAAAUGAUGUCAUUAAUUAUUCACCCUCAUGUUGUUCCAAACCCAUAAGACCUUCGUUCGUCUACAGAACACAAAUUAAGAUAUUUUUGAUGAAAUCGGAGAGCUAUCCGACCCUCCAUAGACAGCAGUGCAACUGAAAUGUUGCCAGGUCCAGAAGUGUAGUAAAUACAUCAGUAAAACGGUGCAUGUGAACAUCAGUGGCUCAACUUCAGUUAUAUAUAUGUGUGUAUGCACUGUAAUACUCUCCAAAAUGGCCGAAGAUGUAACUCGAGGGCGAAGAAUGGUUGCGUAAAUUAUUUUUGUUUUCUUUGCACAAGAAAAAGGAUUCUCGUAGCAUCGAAAAAAAACUGAAAUUGUUUUUCGAAAAACACUUUUAACUGGGAACAUUUCAGUUGGAUUGCGGUCUAUGGCUCUCCGAUUUCAUCUAAAAUAUCUUAAUUUGUGUUCUGAUGAACGAAGGUCUUCUGGGUUUGGAGCGACAUGAGGGUGAAUAAUUAAUGACAUCAUUUUCAUUUUGGGGUGAAUUAACCCUUUAAGUGUCAAGAUCAACGAUGGACGAUUCCAACUCUAUCUCUGGGAAAAGUAAAUCUUUUACUAUGUGGCGAUUUUGUGUUGGGGGAAAAGGUCUACCCCUAAGGCUAACUUUCAAUGGGACACCAGCUGAUUGUAUGACAAUGUAUGAAUGAGAUUUUCGUCAUGGGAUUGGUUGAAUUAGUUUUUUUUUUUUUUUUGUACCAUCAUGAAUUCAGACUUGUUACUCUUUUGGAAAGUCUUUGAUUUUGGACACAGUGAAUAUGUGAGUUUAAACAUUGGCAGUAUUUGUGAUAAUGAAGUAAAGUCAAACAA
Carassius auratus (goldfish) is the source of this 3880-nucleotide messenger RNA. It is a transcript of the gene cdcp1a, whose product is annotated as CUB domain containing protein 1a. Lineage: Eukaryota; Metazoa; Chordata; Actinopteri; Cypriniformes; Cyprinidae. The transcript is spliced from 9 exons. The record is from RefSeq and is a predicted model, not a curated record. The coding region runs from base 393 to 2741 and encodes 782 amino acids.